AUGGGGCCCGAGAACAAAGAUCAAUGGGCAGAGACUGCUUACCAGCUGAGGUCAACGCCAAGGUCUAGUAGGGCCUCGAAUGCUGGAAGGAAAAUACAGACGAAGAAGAAAAACAAGAAAAAAAACAUAGAGGACCUGAAGAAGGAAGUGGUCAUGGAUGACCACAAAUUGACAUUGGAACAGCUGAGCACCAAAUAUUCCGUGAACCUGGCAAGGGGCCUCACUCCGGAACAGGCUCAGCAGAUCCUAGCGCGAGAGGGACACAAUGUACUCACUCCACCCCCCACCACUCCAGAAUGGGUCAAGUUCUGCAAACAGAUGUUCGGUGGCUUCUCCAUGCUGCUGUGGACUGGCUCCAUCCUCUGCUUUGUGGCCUAUGGCAUCGAGUCCUAUUUUUAUAGUGAGAGCCUCAAAGACAACCUGUACCUGGGGACGGUCCUAGCCAUUGUGGUCAUCAUCACCGGCUGCUUCUCCUACUAUCAGGAGGCCAAGAGCUCCAAGAUCAUGGAGUCUUUUAAGAAGUUGGUGCCAGAGCAAGCCCUGGUGAUCCGAGGAGGAGAAAAGAUGCAGAUUGAGGUCCAAGAUGUGGUGCUGGGAGACCUGGUAGAAGUGAAGGGAGGAGACCGCAUCCCGGCUGACCUCCGCCUCAUCUCUGCCCAAGGAUGUAAGGUGGACAACUCUUCCUUGACUGGAGAGUCAGAGCCCCAGAGCCGCUCCCCCGAGUUCACCCAUGAGAACCCGCUGGAGACCCGAAACAUCUGCUUCUUCUCCACCAACUGCGUGGAAGGAACAGCCCGGGGCAUUGUGAUUGCCACAGGAGACUCCACGGUGAUGGGCCGCAUUGCCUCCCUGACGUCAAGCCUGGCCUCCGGCAAGACCCCCAUCGCCCUGGAGAUCGAGCACUUCAUCCAGCUGAUCACGCUGCUGGCCGUGUUCCUGGGCGUCUCUUUCUUCGGGCUGUCCCUUUUCCUGGGCUACAGCUGGCUGCAGGCCAUCAUCUUCCUCAUCGGCAUCAUCGUGGCCAACGUGCCCGAGGGGCUGCUGGCCACCGUCACUGUGUGUCUGACCCUGACCGCUAAGCGCAUGGCGCGGAAGAACUGCCUGGUGAAGAACCUUGAGGCAGUGGAGACGCUGGGCUCCACCUCCACCAUCUGCUCGGACAAGACGGGCACCCUCACCCAGAACCGCAUGACCGUUGCCCACAUGUGGUUUGACAGGACCAUAUAUGAGGCCGACACCACUGAAGACCAGAUGAGAGACACAUUUGCCAAGGACUCUCCUACCUGGAUCACCCUAGCCCAAAUCGCCGGCCUCUGCAACCGGGCUGACUUUAAGCACCCUCAGGAGUCAAUUCCCAUAGCUAAGCGCGCAACGACGGGUGAUGCUUCAGAGUCGGCCCUGCUCAAGUUCAUCGAGCAGACUUACAGCUCCGUGCGGGAGAUGAGAGCCAAGAGCCCCAAGGUGGCAGAGAUUCCUUUUAAUUCUACCAACAAGUACCAGAUGUCCAUCCACCUGGAGGAGGACGGCCCCCACACCCACGUGCUGAGGAUGAAGGGAGCUCCUGAGAGGAUCUUGGACUUGUGCUCCACAUUCCUGCUGAAUGGGCAGGAGUACCCCAUGGAUGAGGACAUGAGGGGUGCCUUCCAGAACGCCUACCUGGAGCUGGGAGGCCUGGGGGAGCGCGUGCUCGGGUUCUGUUUCUUGAACCUGCCUAGCAGUUUCUGCAAGGACUUCCCAUUUGACACGGAUAACAUCAAUUUCCCCAUGAGGAACCUUUGCUUUGUGGGGCUCAUAUCCAUGAUCGACCCUCCACGAGCCUCGGUGCCUGACGCCGUGAGCAAGUGUCGCAGUGCCGGGAUUAAGGUGAUCAUGGUCACGGGAGAUCACCCCAUCACCGCCAAGGCCAUUGCCAAGGGCGUGGGCAUCAUCUCAGAAGGCACUGAGACAAUAGAGGACAUGGCCGCCCGGCUCCAGAUCUCUGUCACAAAGAUCAACCCCAGGACUGUGAAAGCGGUCGUGGUGCACGGCUCAGACCUGAAGGACAUGACUUCGGAGGAGCUGGACGACCUCCUGAAGAACCACACGGAGAUCGUGUUUGCCCGGACGUCCCCACAGCAGAAGCUGAUCAUCGUGGAGGGCUGCCAGAGGCAGGGCGCCAUCGUGGCGGUGACGGGUGACGGGGUGAACGACUCCCCUGCGCUGAAGAAGGCCGACAUUGGCAUUGCCAUGGGCAUCGCCGGCUCGGACGUCUCCAAGCAGGCGGCCGACAUGAUCCUGCUGGACGACAACUUCGCCUCCAUCGUCACGGGCGUGGAGGAGGGCCGCCUCAUCUUCGACAACCUGAAGAAAUCCAUCGCGUACACCCUGACCAGCAACAUCCCUGAGAUCACGCCCUUCUUGAUCUUCAUCCUCCUCAGCAUUCCUCUGCCUUUGGGGACCAUAACCAUCCUCUGCAUCGACCUGGGCACCGACAUGGUUCCUGCCAUCUCGCUUGCCUAUGAGUCAGCUGAAAGUGACAUCAUGAAGAGAGCUCCCCGGAACCCCCUGACGGACAAGCUGGUGAACUACCGGCUCAUCAGCAUGGCCUACGGGCAGAUUGGGAUGAUCCAGGCGCUGGCUGGGUUCUUCACCUACUUUGUGGUCCUGGCUGAGAACGGAUUUAAGCCUUUGGAUCUGUUCGGCAUCCGCCUGCAGUGGGAAAAUAAAUACGUUAAUGAUCUGGAGGACAGCUAUGGCCAGCAGUGGACCUACGAGCAGCGGAAGGUGGUGGAGUUCACGUGCCACACGGCCUUCUUCGUCAGCAUCGUGGUGGUGCAGUGGGCUGACCUCAUCAUCUGCAAGACGCGCCGCAACUCCGUCUUCCAGCAGGGCAUGAAAAACAAGGUCCUACUCUUUGGGAUUUUGGAGGAGACAGUCCUGGCUGCUGUUCUGUCCUAUACGCCAGGCAUGGCCAAGGCCCUGCGAAUGUACCCACUCAAGAUAACCUGGUGGUUCUGUGCCGUGCCCUACAGCCUUCUUAUCUUCAUCUAUGACGAACUCAGAAAGCUCACCAUACGACAAAGGCCUGGGGGCUGGCUGGAGCAGGAGACCUACUACUGA
Messenger RNA from Echinops telfairi (small Madagascar hedgehog), 3099 nucleotides. RefSeq names its product sodium/potassium-transporting ATPase subunit alpha-4. The coding region runs from base 1 to 3099 and encodes 1032 amino acids. Lineage: Eukaryota; Metazoa; Chordata; Mammalia; Afrosoricida; Tenrecidae. The record is from RefSeq and is a predicted model, not a curated record. Gene Ontology annotation, biological process: intracellular sodium ion homeostasis; sodium ion export across plasma membrane; intracellular potassium ion homeostasis. Gene Ontology annotation, cellular component: membrane. The transcript is spliced from 22 exons. Gene Ontology annotation, molecular function: ATP binding; P-type sodium:potassium-exchanging transporter activity; ATP hydrolysis activity.